UCGUUGUCGCUCCCUUCUCGAGAUGUCGGAUGAGGAAUCCACACAGCAAUCAUCAUCAUUGAGCCCCGAAGAUGCCGCCUACGAAGCCGAUCGCUUGGCCAAGGACGCCGAGGCUAUGAAUGCCAUGAAAGAAGAGUCAGCGGCCGAAUUUGCCAAGCUCCGUACGCCAUGGAAGUGGGUGAUUCGAAAACGGAUCUGGGACCUGAUGGAAGCCAAGGAUAUUGCACGACCUCCUCGCCCCGUUCAUCAUCGAAUCCCCAACUUUGACGGUGCAGCACGAGCCGCCAAUCGAUUGCAACAAUUGCCUUGUUUUCAAAAUGCCAGCAUUAUCAAAGUCAAUCCAGAUACACCGCAAAAACCAGUUCGACAAUGGGUAUUGCAAAGCGGGAAAACGCUCUUGACACCACAACCACGGUUGCGAACGGGUUUCUUUUCCAUCCUUUCCAAAGACACCAUCCCGUCGGGUGUGAGAGUGGAGGAAUGUACCACAUCCCGGGGUGUCGCCAAGUACGGGACGCCCAUUGGAUUAGACGAAGAAUACACGGUCGAUCUUGUCGUGGUGGGGUCCACGGCAGUUUGUCCCACCACGGGUGCUCGCGUUGGCAAGGGAGAAGGAUUUGCCGAAUUGGAAUGGGGCAUUUUGUCGUUGCAGGGCAACUUGGACGCUUCCAAAACUCUGGUCGUCACGACGGUGCACGACGAGCAAGUUGUGACAGACAUGCCUCCUGGCCAAUUGACCAAGCACGACGUUCCAGUGGAUAUCAUUGUGACGCCCACUCGCACUAUUGAGGUGCCCAACCGAGUACCCAAACCCAGUGGGGUCUUUUGGGAUUUGCUGAGCCCUCAAAAGUUGGCCCAAAUACGUGUUCUACGGCAACUAAAGCAGAGCAUUGAAGAAAGGGGCAGUGUUACGUUGCCAUCGGGUCCCGAUGAAGUCUUGCCGCCCACGGCCAAGCGAAACAACAACAACAAAAAUCGUGGUGGUGGAGGCAGCAGCGGCGGCGGCAACAAGCGCAACAAUAACCGCAAUCGAAACAGAAAUCGAAACCGACAAGGAAAACCAAAGGGGGGAGGUGACAACCAAAGCAAGCCGAAGAAUACAAAGGAAACCUCCUAA
This is a messenger RNA of Seminavis robusta, 1117 nucleotides long. The record is from the annotation of a GenBank genome assembly. Lineage: Eukaryota; Bacillariophyta; Bacillariophyceae; Naviculales; Naviculaceae.